Drosophila arizonae is the source of this 1885-nucleotide messenger RNA. RefSeq names its product phenylalanine--tRNA ligase beta subunit (gene beta-PheRS). The record is from RefSeq and is a predicted model, not a curated record. Gene Ontology annotation, molecular function: RNA binding; magnesium ion binding; phenylalanine-tRNA ligase activity. NCBI's taxonomy places the organism in Eukaryota, Metazoa, Arthropoda, Insecta, Diptera, Drosophilidae. Gene Ontology annotation, biological process: phenylalanyl-tRNA aminoacylation. Gene Ontology annotation, cellular component: phenylalanine-tRNA ligase complex; cytoplasm.
UUUCUUAAAAUAUAAAAUUAAGAAAUUGCAAAUCUAAGGAGAUAUCUGUAAUUUAUUUAAAUUAUCACAAUGCCUACAAUUGGAGUUAAGCGUGAUCUGCUCUUUGAUGCACUCGGCAAGAAAUACACCGAUGAUGAGUUCCAAGAACUGUGUUUCGCCUUCGGCCUGGAGCUGGAUGAAGUGACAACAGAGAAGCAAAUGCUCACCAAAGAGCAAGGCGAUGUUGCGGCAGCAGCGGAUGCCAGCGAGGAAAUCAUUUACAGGAUUGAUAUACCGGCUAAUCGGUAUGAUUUGCUUUGUUUGGAAGGAUUGGUUACGGCUCUGCGAGUCUUUCAGGGCAAAGUGAAGCCGCCUAAAUUUGAGUUUGUGGAACCGGCGCAGCGCCAAGUGCUGAAAAUCAAUCCUUCCACAGCGCAAAUUCGUCCGUUUGCUGUGGCCGCAGUGCUGCGAAAUGUUACCUUUACGCAGGACUCCUAUAAUAGCUUUAUCGAUCUGCAGGACAAGCUGCAUCAGAAUAUAUGCCGCAAACGUACUUUGGUCGCCAUUGGCACUCACGAUCUGGACACCAUAAAAGGACCCUUCAGUUAUGAGGCCCUGCCACCGGAGCAAAUCAAAUUUGUUCCGUUAAACCAAACACAAGAGCUGAACGGUGUUCAACUCAUGGACUUUUAUGCCACGCACGCACAGCUGAAACAAUAUUUGCCCAUCAUACGCGAUUCACCCGUUUACCCAGUGAUUUACGAUGCCAAUCGUGUGGUUCUGUCGCUGCCACCAAUUAUCAACGGAGAUCACUCGAAAAUUUCGCUAAAAACCAAAAAUGUGUUCAUCGAAUGCACUGCCACGGAUUUGACCAAAGCCAAGGUUGUGCUGGACACAAUUGUAUGCCUCUUCUCCGAGCACUGCGCUAAGAAGUUUACUGUCGAGCCAUGUGAUGUGGUACAAACUGAUGGUACCAUCAUUUCCUAUCCAGAGCUGGCCGUGCGCACAGAGCGUAUAUCAGUGAAACGAGCCAACGCAUACAUUGGCAUCAACGAACCGGCCAGCAAGCUGGCGGACAUGCUGACCCGUAUGUAUCUGGAAACCGAGGUUGAUGCCAAGGAUAGUGACUCACUAAACGUGAAGAUUCCACCAACACGCCAUGAUGUCAUACAUGCCUGCGAUGUCUACGAGGACGUCGCCAUUGCCUUUGGCUACAAUAACAUCAAGAAAUCAUUGCCAGCCUUUAUGCAAAUCGCCAAACAGUUUCCACUUAACAAACUAACGGAGCAGCUGCGCGAACAGGUGGCACAGGCUGGCUUCACGGAGGCUCUCACUUUCACGCUUUGCUCACGCGACGACAUAGCGCUCAAGCUUAACAAAAAGAUCGAGGCCCUGCCUGCUGUCCAUAUAGGUAAUCCCAAGACAUUGGAAUUCCAAGUGGUGCGCACCACCCUGCUACCGGGCCUGUUAAAAACUCUGGUGGCAAAUCGUAAGAUGCCGCUGCCAAUGAAACUGUUCGAGAUUAGCGAUGUGGUGCUGGCAGACGAAGCUGCAGAGGUUGGUGCUCGCAACGAGCGACGUCUGUGUGCGGUUAACUGCAACAAGAGCGCCGGAUUUGAAGUGGUUCACGGGCUGCUGGAUCGUGUCAUGCAGGUGCUCUCUGUGCCCUGGAAGACGGGCGGCGCCGACAAAGGCUACUAUCUCCAGGCUACUGAAGAUCCCAGCUACUUCCCCGGGCGGUGCGCGAAUGUCAUGUACAACGACGCCGUCAUCGGCAGAAUUGGAGUGCUGCAUCCAAGUGUGCUUCAGGCCUUCGACUUAACAACUCCCUGUUCGGCGGUUGAGUUCACUAUUGAGCCAUUCGUAUAAGAAGCUCCCGUUAAUAACAAUUUAACUGUUCAAAACU